This is a messenger RNA of Sinocyclocheilus grahami, 2351 nucleotides long. RefSeq names its product anosmin-1-like. Gene Ontology annotation, cellular component: cell surface; extracellular region. NCBI's taxonomy places the organism in Eukaryota, Metazoa, Chordata, Actinopteri, Cypriniformes, Cyprinidae. The record is from RefSeq and is a predicted model, not a curated record. Gene Ontology annotation, biological process: neuron differentiation. The transcript has 14 exons. Bases 78 to 2039 code for a protein of 653 amino acids. Gene Ontology annotation, molecular function: peptidase inhibitor activity; protein binding.
AUCAAGCGCCCCCACAUCCACUUUUACUUUCACGCUCUUCUGCAGACGGUUCAACAGAGCACUUUGUGUUGGUCAAGAUGCGCGACGCGCUCGCCGGUUUGUGCAUUGGGAUUAUACUGUUAUUAAACAGCGGGUUUGUGGUUAUGAGGAGGCAGGACUCGUCUUCAGCUCUCGGCAGUAUUUUCCGUACGAGGUGCGCCGCCAGGUGCCUGAGCCUUCACAGCACGCGCAUCGCUCUCUCUCCAAGACAUUUCCAGAGUAAUGGAUCCCUUGGAUGGUGUCAGAGCCAUAAACAGUGUGCAAAGUGCCUGGAGCCAUGCAAAGACUCCUGGGAGUUGAAAGACGGACCUUGUCGAGAUUUAUGUGAGCACGCAUUUCCCAAGCGUCAUGGUGAGUGUGUGACGAGCUGUGAGUUCCUGCGAUCAGUGAUGGUGGUGAAACAGGGUGACUGUCCUGCGCCGGAGAGAGCCAGUGGCUUUGCAGCUGCCUGUGUGGAGGGAUGUGAGGAAGAUGGAGAGUGUUCAGCCCAGAAGAAAUGCUGCCCAAAUGGCUGUGGACACACAUGCCAGUCCCCUAAGAACCUCUACAGGGGUGCUCCUCUGAAGCCCAGGAAGGAGCUGGUCUUUGAGGAGCUGGAGUCUGGAGUGUUGGAAGUGCGCUGGUCCUCCAAGUUCAAUGUGUCAGCGGAGCCGGUGCUAAAUGUUCUGCAGAGGAGGUGGAACUACGGCAUCCACCCCAGUGAGGAUGGAGCAACUGAGUGGCAAGUGGUGGCUAGAACAUCAGAAGAGCGUGUGUGGCUGAUGGACAUCCGGCCCGGUCGCUGGUACCAGUUCAGAGUGGCAGCGGUCAAUGUUCAUGGAACCAGAGGAUACACCACACCCAGCAGACACUUCAGAUCCUCUAAAGAUCCUGCCCCUCCCCCGGCACCGUCUGAACUUCAUGUCAGUAACAUGACCUUUGGUGCAGAUCGCUCUGUGUCUGUCCGCCUCAGCUGGAGCAUGUCUGCAGAUUUAGACAUCCCUGUUAACCACUACAAACUCUCCUGGAGCUGUUCUGACCAUACUAUGCCAUCCAAACUCAAGAGGAGACAGACUACAAAUGGGGACUCUACCUAUGCUGAGCUGGAUGACUUGAGAGAGAACAGGAGUUACACUGUGGAGUUGCAGGCGGUUUCAUACUGGGGUCAGGUCCCUCUCAAGAGCUCCAAGGCCAUUUUUCAGUUUACUACAAGCCAAAGACAAUCUGAUUUGGAACCCACAGACAGUCCGGUCUUUAUAAAACCCCAGUCAGAUCUAUUAGACGUGGGCACUCCGUUCUAUCAAGAUGGACAGCUUCAGGUCCGGGUCUACUGGAAAAAGAAAGAUCCCACCGUGAAUCGUUACCGUGUGCAGUGGUCUCCGGAAUUCUGCAGUCACAAUAGAUCCAGAACACAGGAAAAGCUCAUCACCCAGGAGAAUUUCGCCAGCCUUCCUGGACUUCAGUUCUCUUGCAAGUAUAAGGUGAUCAUCCAGCCCGUAGGAUCAAAGAGUAAAGCCCAGGCAGAAAGCACAACCUUCUACACCCCGUCCUGUGCUACCAUCCAGAGCAAGAGUCCCAAACCCAUCCCUUGCUCCACAGUCUCAGCAGUGGUUCCUCCAAAGGUCCUGGUCAAGGCAGAGAACCUGACAGCAGCAUUCUCCGUCUACAUGGGGAAUGUGACAGGCCUGUUCUCAUGGGUGGUGGCCAUGCCUCAGCAGCCACAGCAGGUCACAGGAUAUCAGGUCACAUGGGCAGAGGUCAUCACAGAGAGCCGCAGAAAUCAUCUGCCCAACAGCCUCAUAUCCCAGUCUCAAAUCCUGCCUCCAGAGCGUAAUAUCUUGGUAGUUUCUGGUCUUCAGUUGGCAUCUCUCUACAGACUUGAGGUGCAGGUGAUCACUGCAGGAGGACAAGGCCCAGCAACCUCCAGAACCUUCCAGACACCAGCUCACAGCAAGCCAGUCCUGCACUACAAACCCAGGAUUAAGAAACACCAUCUAAGGUCGGUGAUAGAACGGCACUGAAGACCACACUGCAAUGAAUCAUCCUGGACCAGAAGUGACUCCUCAGGAACACAGAGAACCAGACGAACCAAAGAACAGUUAAUUGCGAAUCGCGUUUCAGCCUGAGCCAGUCAGCUGCCUCAUAACUCAACAUGGGGACCUGCUGUAAUCUGAAGAUCACAUUUUGAUUGACGUUACGAUAUUUAAAGCCCCAGCAAUUUCCUGUGGGGGAUCAGCUUCCACAAACUAAUUAGAAUUGAGUAUACUACAAAGACUAGGGCAUCAAAAGCAAAAGCCAUAGGAUAAAAACAAAACAAGUGCAAAUACAAAAAA